Molecule: messenger RNA, 1727 nt
Organism: Metopolophium dirhodum (rose-grain aphid)
Lineage: Eukaryota; Metazoa; Arthropoda; Insecta; Hemiptera; Aphididae
Product: BTB/POZ domain-containing protein KCTD5-like
Exons: 5
Coding region: 155-805 (216 amino acids)
Biological process (GO): protein homooligomerization; proteasome-mediated ubiquitin-dependent protein catabolic process
Cellular component (GO): cytoplasm; Cul3-RING ubiquitin ligase complex
Molecular function (GO): cullin family protein binding
Source: RefSeq, a predicted model, not a curated record
UUCGUCUUCUUUUUGAUAAAAUGUUCGAGAGCUUAAUUAAUAGUUGAAAUUGUUAAUUAUUUUAUUUAUUACUGUUAACGCUAGUUUCAGUUUGAAUUCUUGCUUUGUUAUUUUUCAUUAUAAUAGUUUUAUUUUAUCCUCUUGUACUCGAAAGAUGAGUGUUAUCGAAGGCGUUGAUAAAGGAAAAGGGUCACGAAUGCAACUGAACAAAUCAUUGAGCAACACUGCACAGUGGGUCAAAUUGAACGUGGGAGGCACUUGCUUUAUGACUACAAAGUCUACAUUGUGCCGAGAUCCCAAUUCAUUCCUGUGCAGACUGUGUUCAGAGGAAUCCGAUCUCAUUUCCGACAUGGAUGAAACUGGUGCAUACAUGAUUGAUCGUGAUCCGACAUAUUUUAGUCCCAUUUUAAAUUAUCUUCGUCAUGGAAAAUUGGUUUUGAAUAAAAAUCUUGCGGAAGAAGGAGUGUUGGAAGAAGCCGAAUUCUAUAAUAUUACCGAAUUAAUAAACAUAGUAAAAGAAAGGAUAUUGCAAAGAGAUAAGAAACUUUGUUCUGAACAAGUGAAAAAACAUACUUACAGAGUGUUACAAUGUCAUGAAGAUGAACUUACGUGGAUGAUAUCAACAAUGUCAGAUGAAUGGAAAUUUGAACAAUUGGUGAACAUCGGAUCCAAGUACAACUAUGGAAAUUAUGAUCAAGCAGAAUUCCUGUGUGUUGUGUCCAGAGAAGAAGGUGUUGCUGACUCUCCAAAAACUGAAUCAACCGAUAAAGCAAAGGAAUUGCAACAACGAGCUUCGCGUAUGUGAUAUAUGCAGUCAACUAAAUCUGUAAUCAUGAGAGUAUGUACAUUCUUUAAGACAAUAUAUUAUGUAACCAAAGAUCUUUGCAGCAAAUCCGUUGUCCGAUUUGCAGCUGGCCGUCAGAAUGCUAGAUCCUAGCCUCAUAGCUUCUAUAUUAUUGUGCAUUAAUUUUACAAUAUAUGUAAUAUUGAGAAAAUCUAUAUAGACAUGCACAAACACAAAUACACGUACAUAAAAACAAAAGUACUUAAGUUCCAGAUUUGAAUAUUCACAUGUUUUUUAAUUGUUAUCACUACAUCUUCCAAACCUUAUAUUUUAUAUGGAAUUAAUAUGUAAUAUACUCUUUAUACUUUUAUGUUAUGACCAAUUUUAUAAAUUUAAUUGACAGCAUCGUAAUAAUAAAAUAGGAGCCUCUGAAUUUGCAAACAUUUUAUAAUCUCAUUUUUCAGAUUUAAAAUAAGCAAAAUCAAGUUAUUUUUUCUUCUCUUUCAUUUCAUUAAUUAUAUGUUUGAUUUUAGUAUAAUUAUUAAUAAAAUAUUACUCGAGGGCGUAUUGAAUGGGAGAAACUGGACAACAACUUCAGGCAAUAUACUAACAAAGAACUAUAAUAUUUAACACAGUUAUUUACUAUUUCUGAUUCCCUCCCUAAACUGAAAUUCGCUCUAUACGCUCUUGAUAGAACUGAAAGUCUGUAAAAAAAUUUAGAAUUAAUGUUAAGGUGCUUUGAAGUUUAAUAAAAAGCCAUUUUAUUAACCAUAUUUUACAUUUUAUUGCAUUGUUCCAUUGCAAUUCAUUUUUACCAUACUUUUUAAGAUUAUUUAAAUUUUUUUUAUUAAUUUUUAUGUCAUGGACCACUGGAUUAGUAUUGUAUUUGUGUUUAGAUUUUAAUAUUUCUUAUUUAAAAAUUGUAUCCAAAGUAUUGGAUAAA